Messenger RNA from Metschnikowia bicuspidata var. bicuspidata NRRL YB-4993, 813 nucleotides. Its product is annotated as dolichyl-diphosphooligosaccharide-protein glycotransferase. The coding region runs from base 1 to 813 and encodes 270 amino acids. The transcript has a single exon. The record is from RefSeq and is a predicted model, not a curated record. Gene Ontology annotation, cellular component: membrane; oligosaccharyltransferase complex. Gene Ontology annotation, biological process: protein N-linked glycosylation. NCBI's taxonomy places the organism in Eukaryota, Fungi, Ascomycota, Pichiomycetes, Serinales, Metschnikowiaceae.
AUGAAGUUUUCGCUGACGCUUGCACUCCUGGCACUCUCACUUGUGUCCACUGCUGCCGCAUAUGCAGUCACGGGCGGCUCCGUCUAUGUGAACCGAGGCUCGCUUCUUGAAAUCGACCCCAAUUCUAAGGACACUCAUAGAAUCACGUUGAACUCCGCCAAAGAUGUCGUGUCGUUUUCUUUGGCUGUUCAGGGAGACCACAAGCCCCACCAAUUGAUGUAUAUGCUCUCGGACAACAACGGGUUGGACCAUGCGGUCUUUGCCGUGUACAAAGACGGCCAAGCAGUGGCAGACAUUUCGGCAAAUAAGGUCCCCUCGGCCUUGAAGAAAAGCGACCGUAUUUUCGUGUCGCUCAUUGCUGCGGAUGCCCUCGAGGAGGAAGCCAACGUCAUUUUCCCUGUGGUUGAAUUGAUCCCCAGCGAUGCGCUCAAAGAGUCCGUCGGUUCUGAUGGCCCGGUGCGCUUGGGUGCACAGCCUGAAAUCCACCAUGUUUUCAACACAGAAGAGCCCACUGUCAAUGGGGUCGUGCCUGUUGUUUUCAGUGCUUUUGCCGUGGCCCUCUUUGUGUUCUUAGUUGUCACGUGGACAAACGUCUUGGGGAACGAGCUCUUUGCGGGUUCUCCGGGAGCCACAUGGAACGCUGCCUUGUUGGCCACACUUGCGAGUUUUGAGUACACGUUUUUCAAGUACUACAUGGGCGCGUCGAUCUUCACCACGGCCUUCAACUCGAUGGUGUUGACCGCACCCGCUCUUUUCUUUGGCUCCCGGGCCUUGAAGUCUUUGGGCCAAGCUCGUGGGGACGGAAAGGCGUGA